Messenger RNA from Thunnus maccoyii (southern bluefin tuna), 4558 nucleotides. It is a transcript of the gene tnfsf10l, whose product is annotated as TNF superfamily member 10, like. Lineage: Eukaryota; Metazoa; Chordata; Actinopteri; Scombriformes; Scombridae. Gene Ontology annotation, biological process: immune response. Bases 383 to 1360 code for a protein of 325 amino acids. Gene Ontology annotation, molecular function: tumor necrosis factor receptor binding. The transcript has 7 exons. Gene Ontology annotation, cellular component: membrane. The record is from RefSeq and is a predicted model, not a curated record.
AAGAGGUUAAGCCAGCCCCUCUUUGCUAGUCUCUCUCGGUUGCAGCCCAUCAGUGCAGCGCUGCGUCUUCCAGCAGCUCCAACCCCACUUUACGCAGCAGCUGAGUGCUGAGCAGACAUGGCCAGAUCCAAACUUUGACUUUUCAGCUCGUCUUUUCUUUGCUUUUUUGUGCCUGCCUGUUCAGCAGCUCUCCUCUCUCCUUCUCCUCAUCCUCCUCCCCCUCGUUGCUCCAUGAAAAGCUCCAUUGGCAGCGGACGCAUGGAGAUCUAAUUUUGCUCCAAUUUUCGGUCAGUCGGUCAAGUCUGGGAGGCUGAUUGUUGGCCGUUGUUGUUUUUUGCUUGUUCCCUUGGUUUUAUGGUUCUACUCAUGCGUCGGGAAUGCCAUGGCCACUCCGAGCGCACAGCAGCAGCACCAGGAUUAUUUCAGAUCGGUGAGCAGCGAGUCAACCGCAUACAUGAUGGUCCCGGCCGGCGUGCCGAGCGGGACGGGGCGCCGGGAAGCACCGUCCAAGAUGUGGGUGGCGAUGGUGGUGAUUGUGGUGGUGGUGCUGCAGAUUGCCUCCACCACCGGCCUCUUUGUCUACCUGAACAUGUCCAUAUCACAGGUGCGUAGUCAGGGGGUGACUGAGGAGCUGAAGUGCCUGAGUUUACUGAAUGCUCUGGAUAAGGACCAGGACAUCCCAGACCAGCUGGCCCAGCUCUUCGGGGAACCUUGCAUCAAACUGGCCGAAGGCAUCAAAGCGUACAUCUCCAAGGUGACAGAGAACAUCAUCUCAAAACAAACCUUCAUGGAGGCGAGAACCAUGCCUCGCCCUUUCAACAACUCGGGGUCAAAGUUUAUGACCUCUGUGGUCCAGAGGCCAUCUGCCCACUUGACCCUCAGAGACACCAGCUCUCAAGGGUUCCCUCCAUACCCAAUCCCCACGCCAGGUCUCCACCAGUCCUGUCGUCAUGUGGUCCGUACAUGGGCCAAUCAGAGCUUUGGAGCUCACCUGCACAACAUGACCCUGUCCAAUGGGAAGCUGCGAGUGCCUCAGGAUGGGCGGUACUACCUGUACUCACAGGUGUAUUUUCGUUACCCGUCCCCAGCAGCCAGUGACGGAGACCAGCGCAGCGUCAGCCACCAGCUGGUGCAAUGUGUCUACAAGAAAACCUCCUACCCGAGCCCCAUACAGCUCCUGAAGGGGGUGGGCACCAAGUGCUGGGCUCCAGAUGCCGAGUACGCCCUCCACUCCGUCUACCAGGGAGGACUGUUUGAGCUGAGGGCCGGCGACGAACUCUUCGUCUCCGUCUCUUCGCCAACAAUGGUCAACGCAGACGACUCCUCCAGCUACUUUGGUGCCUUCCGUCUGGACCUCUGAGAGGAAAGGAAGGAAGAAAAAGGAACUUAAGGGACAAUGGAUGGAUAAAUGGGUGGGCUGGAGAAAAUGAGUUGGGGCCUUUUGAAUAUCCGUUAAUUGGAAAAAAAAAGUUGUGGGAUGCCGACCUGAAUGUUGAAUCUUCAAUGUUUGGUUGGAUAGAUACACUGAAGGAUGGAAGUAUUGGGGUUUGAAGGCUUCGCUUGAGUGAGGAACACUACAAGAGGAUGGGGUGAAAGGGAAAAAAAGAAAGAGUGGGUCCGUCUUCCUUACUCUCCAUGAAGCAAAACCAAACCGUCGUGAUCAAGAUAUGCAGAGAUACAUGUGCAAUUGUGCAAAAAAAACAUAUGUGAGAAUAUACUUUUUUUUUUUUUUGUUGAUUCUUGAGGAAGGAAAUUUGUCUUUUGGGUGUCAAAAAAAGCCACAGAAAAACAUUCGAGACUUUGGGGUCUUCCUGUUAGACGUGAAUCGCCCAAAAAAAAAAAAAAAUUCGCCCACCCUGCUGCCUUUAUCGUCACUAACAAACACAUGAAUCUCAACGUAUCUUGGAAAAAGUCAGCUGCCUGCCUGUUUUUUUUUGGGGAAGCAAUCAGACCCUCGGAUUUGGAUUCCAGACCGAAGAAUGUACAGACAAUAAAAAACUCAAUCCUCUGCAUCGAAGAUGUGAGGAGGGACUGUGGAGCGGUAGCAGAAGCAAAUCAAAUGAUCGAACCAAAGCAACAACAACAAAAAAAAAAAAAAUUGUGGAAUAUCUGUUUGUUUUUUGUUUUUUAAAAAGCGUGCCAUGAGAGUACUGUACAUAAGAAUGGCUGAGAAUGAGAUUUAGACAAUGAGUUGUGGUGAUUUUUAAAAGUAAUUAAUAUGUAUUUUACCAGGACUGGACUUAAAACCACUUGGAUUUUGCUGAGGACUAUCUACACACACAACACUAGAGCUGUGGAUUUUAUGCAAAGACUUUUUUUAAGCGGAUGGAUAAGGGUUGCCUCUUUGUACUGAUACUGACUGCUGAGAGGCAACACAGAGAGAGCUUUUUUUUGAACAAAGGAGUCUGCAAUGAAAAGUGGAAUGAAAACAAGGAGGAGGAAGAGGGAGAAAUCUUGUAAAUGCCAAUAAGACUGAGCCCAGCAGCAAAAGAUAAAAGGGAGAGAGAGAGAGAGAGAGAGAAAGAGGCUGAGGGUGGUAUGCGGUCCAACCAGCCUGUGUUGUUGAUCUCUCUCUUCUCUCUCUUUUGCUUUCCCCUCACGUCUUCUUUGUCUUUUCUUUUGACGUAAAGAAUUUUAUCUAUCUUGUCUUUCCUGUCUAACCUGUGAAGCUGCGUUCGGUUUUAUUUUAAGGAUCGGUUUAAGCAACCAACCAGAAAACGAAUGGCAUAUGUCAACAAGAUGACAGAAACAAAUCCACAUGGGCAACAUCACUCACAGUGAGCAUGGUUUUGAGAUCAAAAGACAAAAAGGUCUAGGAAUUUAGAUUAAAAAGCUGGGCUAAAGUCGGCUGAAAAGUUCAAGGAUUUUUAGACAUUUAGGUCACACAAAACAGUUGUUUUGACAGUUUUUUAAGGACUUUACUUCAACUUGUAGGUAGAACCUGCUUCAUAUUAAAAUACAGCCCUUGAAAUGUUGGUGAAACUCUGCCCAGUUUUUAUCUAGAUGCCUAGAUAUCCUCUCACCUGCAAAUCACCUAAACUAGUUGCACAAACCAAAAAGCUUCAUCUUCCCUUUAACUAAAAUGUGAAUUUAGGCACCGACACUAAAUUUGACAAUAAUUAAUACACACCAGCCAUUUAAAGUGCCAUUGAUAUGUGUUUGUUUUAAUGGUUAGUUGAUCAGAAAAGUUGCUAAAAAGUUGAUUCAAGUGCACCCGCAUUGAAACAUUCAGACACAAGAGAUACACUUUAGUCACCUGGAAACACUGAUACGUGCACAAAAACACAUGCAAACAUUUUUAAGUAAUUCUGAUUCUAUAUGGCAGCUGGAAACAGACCCAUAUGCUGCAAAUUUGGAACACAGAGUCCCUCGGCAAAAGUUUGUCAAGUGAACACAGAAAAGGUGAAUUUUUAGCAAAACACAGAGGACAUUUAGUAACGGGACACAGACGCACAGAAAGAAAGAUUUGGAAGACACGAGAGAGGAUAUUCGUAGACAUAAACCAUGCUCCGACUAGCACAACCCCCCCCCCCCCUACAUGCUUUGUCUCUGGCACGCACAUGCAUACACGUGUAUGCACAUAAAGCAGAUAAACACACACACACACACACACAUACCGAAUCCAAGCUAGUCUGUGCUCAACAGACACACACAUCAUCCAGUGUCACAUUCAGUGUAAAGACAAACACACACUCUGACACACACCCUCAUUUAUCCACACUGUCUAGCCUCCUCCCCCAUGCCAUCUGGUAGUUGUCAAUGAUCGGUCAGCGGCAUGCAGCGAGGGAGUGUGUGUGUGUGUAUUCAUAUAUAUAUAUAUAUGUGUGUGUGCAGUUUCGCUACAUGUGUUUGUUGAAAAGGGCUCGGUUCACAUGGACAAAUUCAGAAAACAACGUACACGCAACCUCGCUUUGUUUCUGUAUGCAACGUUCACUUUGUUUUCCUAAGAGAAAUGGAUUUAUACACUUAACCGCCUCACAGACACUUUAAUAAAUCCAGGCUAAACCCGUCCCUCUGGCACUACGGUUCAUAUAUACCUGUGUAUGUACUCUGGAAGGUUUUUACUGUAAGUAUGUUUGAGAAGCUAUGAAAACACGACGACGCAUCCCGUUUGUUUUCCUGCACGAAGCACAAAAUUGAAGGCAAAUUUCAUUGUGUUUGAUUGCUGUUUUAACCGGGGGGGUUUUUCGCACCUAAUCACGGCUUUCUCUCAGCUCUCAGACGCUCCGUCUCAUCAACAUAUACCGAGCUUGCUCUCCUUCUGUGAUCUUGAGCCUAAAUCUGUUUAUUAUCCGGGGUAAACUUCAAUAAUCAUACACGUCUUUUCUUUCUUACGCUCCAACCUAAACAAACAGCUCAUUGAAACAGGUCCAGCGAUGCGACGUAUACACACACACACACACACACACUGAUAGUAAAACAGUAAGAAUUCCUGGACCAGCUGGGAAAACUUGUGCAUUGAAUGUGUAUGAGCUGUGUUUGUACUGGAGAGUUCUGUAGCUGUGAACAUGUGUCGCACGCAGUGUUGCUGAGAAAAUAAACAAAUAUUUGAACUUUC